UGUGUGUACUUCUUCUGAAAGUGAACAAAGUCACUUUCAACGGAUUCUUUAAACUGAAAGGAACAUCAAUAUUCGUUUCAACAGCAGAUUUUUAUUUCUGAACGUUCUAAUAAAACUCUGUUAAAGGAAGUGUUUCAGAAGAAGUGUUUCGGAAAUUUAAUCGUCUUUUCUACUUUAAAAAUGACGCCUACGUUCUGUUGGAUAUUCCUGUUGGUGUUGGCGUUGGUGGGCCGCGCUGCGAGCGUAGCAAGACCUCUCACGGUCGACGCUUGCGCCCUGCUCUGCAAUCCCGGGGCAGAGACUGAGUCCGAGCGAGAGAGGGAUGUGCGCCUAUUUCCCCGAUAUCCCAAGGUAAACUGCAAGCUCCAGUCCCUCAACGACGAGCACCAGACGGUUGCUAUUAUGAGCCACUGUUUGAAACUGUGCUCUUACGAACUAUCAAUCGCGUCGGAAGUCAAUUGUUUUGCUCUAAGAUCAUCCCUCCAAGCAAGUAUAGGAUGUUAUUGUGAUGCUUUAACACCUUUGAGUCCGAACACUAUACGCCUUCACGAAACUUGGCGGCUCAACUUUUUGGUAAAGGAAUUGGCGAACGAUAUCAUGACUACGAUUCUCAAGUCACCUCUCGACGUAAUCAUCCUAUGCGAGAUCCGUCAAGAACUGUUCAAAGACGCCAACAUAUUAUAUGGACAGUUGCGAGAAGCAUGUUUAAAUCCAGAUAAUUCAUACUCAGAUGACUCAUCUCGAUCAAAACGAAAUAUCGAAGAGAGUGAGAUUGAUGAAUUCGACGAUGACGACGAUACUGUGGAACUGGUUGGAGAUAUACAGGAGGAUGAGGACAUAAAGUCGGUACCACGACAUCACUACGAGGAGAAACGUGAUUUGCCACUUUCCGAAAAUCUAGACUUGUCCAGGGAACAGACUGCUGAAGAUUCCUUCUAUCAAGAUCAGGACAACCCAACAUUAGGUGAACAUAGUGAAAACAAUCCAAAUUGUCAUGCAGAAACGUGCGAUUUAUAAAGAAGUCUGUCAAUGUUAAAUGAGUUAAAAAACUGAAUAAUUAUAAAACAUACAUAGACAAAAAUAACAGACAGGAGAGAGAGUUUGAGUGAAGACCAUGAAUUUUCAUAUCUUGUAUAGAUCGUCAGUUUAUAAUUAAUUUAUUACGCAAAAGUGUUUCUCGUCAUAAUCAGAGAGACGUAAAAUAGAAGUAAUCUGAAGCAUAUAUGAUUUUCUUUUCAAUUUUGUUAUUCAAAUUAAUUUUUGUCCCAGUUUAACGU
This is a messenger RNA of Acromyrmex echinatior (Panamanian leafcutter ant), 1277 nucleotides long. RefSeq lists its product as uncharacterized. The record is from RefSeq and is a predicted model, not a curated record. Lineage: Eukaryota; Metazoa; Arthropoda; Insecta; Hymenoptera; Formicidae.